AUGACAAUAUUCAACAAAUUCUCGAAUAUAGCUCACAAGGCGAAAGAGCAUGCUCUUUCCAAGAGUAUUUUAUCAAAAGACAAGAGGUUGGACCAUUCGUUAUCAAGUAUCAUUCGAACAGAUAUGAUUCACUUUGUUCAAAUGACAAAUGUAGGUCUUGAAUCAAAAAUAUCAGCCAUGGCAUUCGAUACUGUAGCUGGUCUUCUUGCAAUCGCUGGCGGUAGCAAUGGUACAGGUAUGAAUCAGUUACGGAUAUUUGGAAAAGGUGUAUCUUCAAUAUUACCAUUACCCAACAUCGACACCAUAAAGUAUAUACAAUUCAAGACUGGAUGCCCUUUAUUAAUACUUAUCGACAAGAAAAAUAUCAUUUACACCAUCGAUCUAAAAAGACAACAGAUAUUACACAUGUUACCAACUCAAGGAAUCAUCACAAGUUAUUGUUAUUGUACUGGAACCGAUUGGAUGUUUAUUGGUUUUGCUGAUGGUUGUAUAGAUGUUUUCGACACUCGAUUGGGACAAAUGGCAAAAUACGGUAUUCCUGAUUUGGUAGCUAGUCAACAGCAACAACAACAACAACAAGAACAACAGCAAGAACGUCGACAUGAAUCUGGGAAUAUAGUAGUCGCUCUCGAAAUGCACCCAAAUAAUAUCAACUGGUUACUUAUUGGUUAUGAAUCAACGGUAUUUUUAUGGGAUAUCCGUGAAAAUAUGAUUCACUCUACAUAUGAAUUGAAAAACUCAGAUGUUCGACUAUCAAGCUUGGUAUGGAAUCCUCAAGGUGAUCAUUUUAUGGCCGGUUACGAUGAUGGAUAUCUGCAUUUAUGGGCAAUCAAUUCUGAACAUCGACCUGUUUUGUCACGACAAGUAUUCCCAUCUUUGGAUAAAUCCCAACCUUGUGAACCUGUGUACAAGCUUGCUUGGUAUUUUGAUGACAAUGCUCAGAAAAGUUAUUUGGUGGUUUGUGGUGGAUCGGCAAUCAAGGAUAUUCAUGGUUUACACGUAUUGGAAUUUAGUCUGAAUCAUCUAAGUGAUGUUCGCAAACAAUCGAUCAUACCCUCUGAUAUGGAACUGAUGGAUUUUAGCUUACUAUGGAGUGAACCUUAUCAACCUCGAAAUCCACUUGGUAUUAUGCUUCUAGGAUGCAACGGCGCAAUAUCUGCUCAUGGUUUAGAUCAUGGAUAUCCAACAUUAACUCUACCUCCUUCGUUAUCUAUGGUUCAUCCUUUUGUAUCCAAUGCAUGUUUUAUUCCUAUGGUGGAUGAACAACUCUAUCGAAAGAUGACGACCUUAACUGAUGCGGAUCUACAAACAAGAUAUUUACCUCUGACUGGCGGUGUGGUUGGACCCGGUCAUAUUUAUAAGAUUCCUUCAAAUGAUAUCCUUUUGACUAUGCACGCAGGUGAAAUCAUUCAGUUUUGGGAUGCUUCUUAUACUUCGUUACGACCUUUAUCUCAACUUGUGAUACGCUGUCAUGAUGAUCUGGAUGAUCCUACUGUUUAUGUCUGCUGUAUCGACUUGAAUGCUGUUUCAGGAACACUUUGUGUUGGUUUCAACGAUGGGACGAUACUGACAUAUGAAAUUGUGGACAAUCUACCCUCUAAAAAUCAAGAUCAAGAAGAAUAUUCAAAGAUGGAAAAUACGAAUGCUCAAUUUAUAUCCCAAUGCGAUGAAACUAUCAACGAGUUGGCCGAAAUUUUGGGCGAUAUGCAACGAUCGACUCCUACAAUGGAUGAAUCUCGUGAAGAACAACAGACUGAAAUUAUUCGCAAUACGAACAAUAACGAUGGCAACAGCGAUACUGACGCCGCUCUAUCGAAUGCUACCAACAUUAAUUGUGAUAACGAUACUCUUCAACAGGAAUCCUCAGCAUGUAAUGACUCGACCAAUCCUUUCGUCUCUGUUCAAGGGGUUGCCCAAGAACCAGCUCAAGUGACCAGCCAAAAUGCGUAUGAACCAGAAUCAGAUAUGAUAUCCAACCACUCAGAUAAUAUAGGAAACAAAGUUGACGAUCAGGAUAUUCGGGAUUUGGAGGUUCAGAUUGUUGCUCUGAAAAGGUCUACAAAAGAUUUUGGUUAUUCUCCUGAUGUGAAGAUAAAACUAGAUGGGGCUAUUCACUCAAUAGUAAGCGCGGGUACAGAUAUUAUUGCCUGCCUUACCGCUCUUGGUCAAAUAUUCAUUAUCAACACCACUAUACAAAAACUAUAUCAUACUAUUGAUAUCAAAGGUAAAACAAGAAAGAAAGAAAAAGGAGAAGAGAAAAACAACAGUAAAAAUUUUUAA
Halteromyces radiatus is the source of this 2280-nucleotide messenger RNA. Its product is annotated as WD40-repeat-containing domain protein. Gene Ontology annotation, biological process: regulation of exocytosis; establishment of cell polarity; regulation of protein secretion. NCBI's taxonomy places the organism in Eukaryota, Fungi, Mucoromycota, Mucoromycetes, Mucorales, Cunninghamellaceae. The transcript is spliced from 4 exons. The record is from RefSeq and is a predicted model, not a curated record. Gene Ontology annotation, molecular function: myosin II binding; syntaxin binding; GTPase activator activity. Gene Ontology annotation, cellular component: plasma membrane; cytoplasm. Bases 1 to 2280 code for a protein of 759 amino acids.